AUGUUCAAGUCUGUACUCCCAGGAUCGCGUGUGCUUAGCCAGUACUCCUCCUUCGUAAGAUUAUCCUCUACCCAGGCGCCCAGUAAAGCUUAUACCGAAAUUCUCGCCAAAUUUAGAACUGAUCUCAAACAAGCGAUGGUUGCGAAAAAUGACACCAGAAAGAGUACCAUUAGAAGCAUUCUUUCGGCUAUAAAGAAUGAUGAAAUUGAGGGAAAUCCUAAAACGGAGUAUGAGCUCUUGCGUGUGUACAAGGGAUUGGUCAAGCAAAGAAUGAAGUCCAUUGAAAACUAUAAGCAAUCGGAUAGACCCGAUUUGGCGCAAAAUGAAAUCGAAGAGAAUUCCAUCAUUGAAGAGUAUAUCACUGCUUUGCCAAUUAAAUCGGAAUCUGAUAUCAAGGACGAAAUCCAGAAGUUGUUGGAAGAAAAGUAUCCGGUCGGAGGCGAACAUGUGCCUAAGAUUGGCGAUGUAAUGAAGUUGUGUGGGGAACUAGCUGAAAAUUGGGGCACUACUCCUAAGAUAGCGAAGGCAUUGGCUAGUAAGGAGUACAAUCAGUACUUCAAGAAGAAGUGA
This is a messenger RNA of Dujonia railenensis, 570 nucleotides long. The record is from the annotation of a GenBank genome assembly. NCBI's taxonomy places the organism in Eukaryota, Fungi, Ascomycota, Pichiomycetes, Serinales, Debaryomycetaceae.